Molecule: messenger RNA, 2166 nt
Organism: Manihot esculenta (cassava)
Lineage: Eukaryota; Viridiplantae; Streptophyta; Magnoliopsida; Malpighiales; Euphorbiaceae
Product: prolycopene isomerase, chloroplastic
Exons: 9
Coding region: 179-1921 (580 amino acids)
Biological process (GO): carotenoid metabolic process
Molecular function (GO): oxidoreductase activity
Source: RefSeq, a predicted model, not a curated record
GACAAAAUAAACGAAGCUUUAUUGACGUGGGUAGCUUCAAAACAACAAAACCAUUCAGCUGGAGGAGAGACCGGAGAGCUGCCACUUGCUAAAGCCAUCGCCAUUGAUGCUUCCUCUUUGAACUUGUGUACCUUGUAAAUUGCUAGUUCACCAUAAUUUUUCAGCUGGGUCAGGGGCCAUGGCAUUAUCUAUGACCCCCAAUUUUACUCACCAUUAUCAUUCUCUCUUUCCCAGUUUCAAAUCCUUAAAUAACAGAAAAACAGUUGUGGCGCGAAGUUCCAACGGUAAUGUCCCCUCCUCCAAUGGUACUGUCCUCCUCAAAGAUAAGCCAACAAUCCCAGGAAAGUCGGAGGCGGAUGUUGUUGUGAUUGGGAGUGGUAUUGGUGGGUUGUGUUGUGGUGGGCUUUUAGCUAGAUACGAGCAGGAUGUUCUUGUAUUAGAGAGUCAUGAUCAACCUGGGGGUGCUGCUCACUCUUUUGAGAUAAAAGGCUACAAGUUCGAUUCUGGGCCUUCCUUGUUCUCUGGUUUCCAAUCAAGGGGUCCUCAGGCCAAUCCUCUUGCACAAGUCCUAGAUGCAUUGGGUGAGUCAAUUCCAUGUGUGAACUAUGAUUCUUGGAUGGUUUAUGUGCCUGAAGGUGAAUUCUUGUCACGGAUUGGCCCUACAGAAUUUUACAAGGACCUUGAGACAUAUGCAGGCCCCAAUGCUGUGCAAGAGUGGAAAAAACUUCUUGAUGCAAUACUUCCACUGUCUUCAGCUGCAAUGGCUCUGCCACCUUUAUCCAUCCGAGGUGAUCUUGGUGUUAUCUCAACUGCUGCAGCUAGAUAUGCCCCUUCCUUGUUGAAAUCUUUUGCUCAGAUGGGACCUCAGGGAGCUUUUGGUGCUACAAAGCUUCUUAGGCCCUUCUCAGAAAUUGUGGACUCGUUGGAGCUAAAAGAUCCUUUUAUAAGGAACUGGGUGGACCUCUUGGCUUUCCUUCUUGCAGGGGUGAAAUCUAAUGGUAUACUUUCAGCAGAGAUGAUUUACAUGUUUGCAGAAUGGUAUAAGCCAGAUUGCUCUCUCGAGUACCCUCUUCAUGGAAGUGGGGCUGUUGUUGAUGCUCUUGUCCGAGGAUUGCAGAAGUUUGGUGGACGUCUUUCUUUAAGAAGUCAUGUGGAGAAGAUUGUUGUUGAAAACAAUAGAGCCAUUGGAGUCGAGCUGAAAAAUGGUCAAUUUAUACGUGCUAAAAAAGCUGUCAUCAGCAAUGCAUCUAUGUGGGAUACUUUAAAUCUCUUGCCUAGAGAAGUGCUUCCGAAUUCUUAUGUUGACAGGAUUAACACAACACCACAGUGUGAAUCAUUCAUGCAUCUCCAUUUGGGCUUUGAUGCAGAGGGUAUACAGAAGGACUUGGGGAUUCAUCAUAUAGUUGUGAAUGACUGGGACAGAGGAGUUGAUGCUGAUCAGAAUGUUGUUUUAAUAUCUGUUCCUAGUGUACUUAGUUCGGAUUUGGCACCCCCGGGGAAACAUGUCUUACAUGCUUAUACACCAGGAACCGAGCCCUUUGAAAUAUGGAAAGGACUUGACCGUAGAAGUGAUGAGUACAAACGACUCAAAGGCGAAAGAUCAGAGGUAAUGUGGAAGGCAGUUGAGCGUGCCCUUGGUCCAGGCUUCAGUCGCGACAAGUGUGAAUUAAAGUUGGUUGGAACUCCAUUGACACAUCAAAGAUUUCUUCGGAGGAACAGAGGAACUUAUGGGCCGGCAAUAGAAGCCGGAAAAAAUACAUUUCCUGGACAUUCAACUCCCAUAUCGCAGCUUUACUGCUGUGGGGAUUCUACUUUUCCUGGCAUUGGUGUUCCUGCAGUUGCAGCUAGUGGUGCAAUAGUUGCUAACUCACUGGUUUCAGUUUCUCAACACUCCCAGCUUCUUGAUGCAAUUGGAAUUUAAAUGCAUGGAUGAGUUCAGCUUUUGCAUUUCUAGAAAUUUUCUUUAUCAAUAGCUUGUCUAUAGUAUUAAAAAAAUGCUCCUUUUGCAUUUUAUUUUUCAUAACUUGUUAGCAACUGUAUUCAGAGACACAAGGCACUUGUAACUAGUAUUAGGGGGAAAUACACUACUCAGUCCCUGAGUUUUAUCACUAAUAACAAUUUGGUCCUUGUAUUUUAGAAAUUAAACUAUUUAGUCCCUUCAUUUUA